AUGAGGGAGAUGUUCGACUCCUCAAACCAGGGCGCUUGGGGAGAGCGAAUAAAGAAGGAGAUGGUUGCUCGGGCCACCUGGAAUAUCCGCUAUGGUCACAAGUACCUGAAAGAGGGGUCCAGAACCAGGAAACAGGCCUGGCAGGCACCCUGUGGGUCAGUCUUGAAAGCAGGCCCAGUGCCUGCCACUGGCUUCCCUGUCAGAAAAGAGGUACAGGCGAGAUGGCCAGAGACCAAGGGGGUCCAGGACCAGCUGUUCAAAACAGGAGGUGUCCAGGGAGACAGAGUGAGGCAGCCCAGGGGAUUUCCUCGAUACUCAGCAGCCCAAGGCAGGCCAGAGGACUUGGAAAUGAGGCACCCCACCCCAGCCACCCUGAAGCUGCUCUUCCAAGGCAUCUCCCAUGAUGGCCAGGGCCGGACCCUGUACCUCAAGGAGCGGAAUCGCCUGAUACCAGAGAAGAAGUACAAGUACCCGAUGGUGUCUUCCUGGGAGUAUGGCUGGCAUGUGGGGGAUGUCAUGAAAAACUACAGUACUCCAGCUCAUGCCAGAAGUCAAUCCAUCGCCAAGUCGUUUUACAUCAAAAGUAGCAUUUUCCAUGUUCCGCGGCGGACAGAUGACCUCAUGUGAACUUGGCCUGGGAAAGGCCUCGGUGGCUCCUUUUCCCUAUCUGGACCAGCCAGGUGGGUGAUGCUCCGUGUUCUGCUGAGCCCCACUUCCUUGGCUGAGAGUGACGUGAAGAAGGGACCACAGACGUACACCUCUGGCGUGUACUGCUGGCCUAUAUUGUGGCUCCCGUCUACACACAGAGAACUCCACUCCUUACAAAGCUGCCCCCACCCUGCCAUCACUAGCAAUGCUGCUCCUUUUCCCGGGGAAGACAAUGAGAUGCAAAGUUGCAUCAGCAAGACUGGACAGUGGAGAAAUUGGCUUAGCCCACAAAAUGCUAAGGAAAGCAACGAUCUCCUAGUGUUUAUUUCUCUACAAUGGACUGAUGGGAUCUUUAGGAGAGUUGCUCUGUCCCAGUGUAUCCUACAGUUCGGGGAAGAACUUGCCAUCUUCUCUGGUGGCUUCCCUCGCCCCUGCAUCAGUCAGAGAUGCCCUGCUUCAUGUGCUGCAACAAGCAGCCCCUACGUCCCAACUAUUUAAACAAAUAAAGAUACGUUUCUUUUUCCUUCAUUUUCAAAGACUCAUCGAAGAUGUAUUUGUCCCACCAGAGUCCAGUCUAAUGUGGAGUGAACAGCUUCCUAGGUACUCAUCUAGAGGAGACACUGCCCUCAUCUGGUGGCUCUGGCAAUGACACACAUUAGAAUCAUUUUAGAGUCCUCUGUGUCCAGGGGAAAGGGAAGAAAGAGAGAGAGUGUAAAGACACUGGAAAUAUGUGGGGGUUUUGUUCACUUGAUUUUUCUGAGGUAAGGGUUUAUGUAGAACUCAGGCUGACCUGGAACUCUCGCGUGAACUUCCCACGGCUUCCAGAACCAUGAGUAGCCAAGCCAGCCGGCAUACCCACUCUUAACCCGGGAAGGAAUGAAGAGAAAGAACCUCUAAACAUCUAGCCCAUCUCUUCCACAACCAGUGUGUGCUAUCCUGGAGCCAUGGCCAUAAUAUAAAACUCCCUGUAUCCUCCUGUAGUAGUUUUCCUAGGCUAUGAAAAUCUAGGAGACCUCGAACAACAGAAAUUCACUGUGUUGCCGUUCUCAAGGCUGGAGGUCCAAUAACCAAGGGCUCCACGGAGCCAUGCUCCCUUGGAUCUGGAAGAGGAGCCCCUUCCUGCCUCCUUCAUGCCUCUCAUGCCUUGAGGUCAGGCUUGUCCUCUUCGGCUUGCCACAGUGCUGCUCUAACCUGCCUUCAGUGUCACAUGGGUCAGGGUGACCUGUCCUCACAUCCCCGCUGUAUAAGGAUCUCAGACAUGUUGGACUGGGGCCCACACCACUCUAGAUGAUGUCACCUACUGUUUCUAAAUCAGGUGACAGCAUGAGACACUGUCGGUGAGGACUUCAACAUACUCCUAAUUCAGGGCAUUACCCCUGCCCUCUGAUAGCAAGUCCUUACAGGGUCCAUUAUCGGAGCCAUCUUACUGGGUCUUCCUCUUUUCUCUUGGAAAGCACUCCCAGGCAUAAUCCCAGACAUGGAAAUAGUGAUCCAUGAAAUCCCAUCACAUACUGCCAUCGCAGUUAUCUUGUUGCUUAGGAGACAUCCAUCUGUAGGGAUCCCAAACCCUCUCAUAGCUCUUUGCAAAAACCAAAAUGUUCACGGGUUUUCCUUAACCCAGGGCAUUAUGGAGCUCUCCAUCCUAGUCAAAAGGGGGCAGCCCCUCCGUCUGAACAGAGAGUGAACUGGACAAACGAGUCUCACAGGAGCCACCGCCAGGGGAAUUCUCCAGGCCUUCACUAGUUUGCUCAUUACCCUGAAAUCUCUCAGACAACCAGACCACAUAAAACACUGAGUACAACUAACUUACCUGGUUUUCCCUCAUCAAUCUUGACAACAAUCUUGAGUGAGAGAGAGAGGAAAAGGCAGACAGUGUGACCAAGGACCAUGGUGGGAAUAGGCUGCCUUGGCACUCACACAACAGCCUGACAUGGCAGAGUUGCUGGACAAACACACCUGCUGAAUUUAUUCAAACACCAGUAACUCACUGGGUUCUCUGGGGCCAUUGGAUUGAAAGCGCAAGGCUUUGGCUGGGCUCCUGGAACAGAGGAGGGCAUAUCUUGGAACUCACAGAGUGAGGAGGGCUGUGGUGAGGAAGGUGAAUAGCUUCGGAGCACAGAGAAAGCUCCCUGCAGCAGGUCACUGGCAUUCUGUCACUAAACAACAUCACACUUUUGAUGGAGGAGGGUCAUCUUUCUAUCUGUUGUUUCAUUGGUUAAAUAAAGAAACUGUUUUGGCCCUUUAAUAGGACAUAAAAUUAGGUAGGCGGAGUAAACAGAACAGAAUGCUGGGAGAAGGAAGCUGAGUCAAGGAGUUGCCAUGAUUCUCCCACUCCAGGCAGACUCAGGUUAAGAUCUUUCCUGGUAAGCCAGCUCGCGGGCUACACAGAUUAUUAGAAAUGGGUUAAGAGGCUGAAACUAAUGGGCCAGGCAGUGUUUAAAAGAAUACAGUUUCCAUGUAAUUAUUUCGGGUAAAGCUAGCCGGGUGGUGGGACACAGCCCGCCGCUAUUAUUACAACAAUCCCUAAUUUUUAUGCCUAAAAUCUCCCUAGAAAACUAGCCAAAAAGGACUGAGGGGUGGACACUUAGCUUGGAUAGUAGACUGAUUGCCUGGCUUGCAUAAGGUCCUGGGUUCAACCCUUAGGCCCCCAGCACCACAUACAGGAAGCCUGAUGAAACAGUCCCAUAACCACAGCGCUUGAAUGUGGAAGCAGAAGGAUCAGAAGUCCAAAGUCACCACCUUGUUUGCACAGCAAACCCAAGGCCACCUACAAUACCUGAGACUCUGUACCAAAAUGGAAGAAGAAAGUUGGGGAAGGAGGAGGACUGGAGGAAUGUCUCAGCAGUCAAGAAUGUUUGCUGUGUAAUCGUGUGAACUAGAGUUUAGAUUCCUGCGUUUUUGUAACAUCCUGUAGCCCCAGCAGGGCAGCACUGGGGUUAAGUUCACACAGAGCCUGCCUCAGAGAAACAGAUGAGACGCGAUAGAGGAUGACGCUCUCACCUCUUUUGGCUUUAGGCGUGCAGAUCCAUGCACACGUGUGUGCACACAUUCACACAGAAAUGCACACAGGAAAGGGGAUAGAAGAAGAGAGAUGGGAAAGGCGGGCAGGCGGAUAGGCUGUCUAUGUAUUUAGCAAACACCCAUAUGGAAUUUGCACGCAUUUUUUUUCUAAGCCUGCAUCUCCAAUUUGGUAUUUGUGAGUCACAGGUGUGUCACUGAGCACAUUAAAAUGCCUUAUGCACGCUGAUAUAGUCUCUGAGGAUAAAAGGCACCUGGGUGUGUGUGUCUCUGUGUUUGCUUUUUGAAGAUUGAGUACGGUAGGGAAUAUGAACAAGCCCAUCAAUAAUUCUAAGACUGAUAUGACGGACUGUUUGAGUCAGUUUUCCUGUGAAGGCCUAGAGUGAUUGUUGUCCGGCUGGCAGUCAGCUGGCCCCACCCACACAGAUGUUCAGCUGUACUGCUGUAAGGCAAAUGCGACCAGAGAGCACUCAAAAGCGCUUGGUGUGGCGGUGAGCCUAUAAACCAGCAAAGACCCAAAUAAAUCAGAGUCGGACCAGCUAGAUUUGACCCCCACACACUGACCCUCGGGUUUAAAUUUAUAAAAUAUGUUAGUUUAUUUUUCAAAACUAUGGUCGUUGGAUGAUUUCAAAUUGUCUAUUGGCUCACAGUUUGCUUGCAUUAGCCAAGUCUAUCCUGAACAAUACUGAUAGAACUCGGGGUUGUCAAUGAUGAGGAGUGCGGGCGGGCGCAUGUGCGCGCGUACGAGCAGGGCAAGAUGUAUGA
Messenger RNA from Alexandromys fortis (reed vole), 4431 nucleotides. RefSeq names its product protein ATP6V1FNB. The record is from RefSeq and is a predicted model, not a curated record. The transcript is spliced from 2 exons. Lineage: Eukaryota; Metazoa; Chordata; Mammalia; Rodentia; Cricetidae. Bases 1 to 627 code for a protein of 208 amino acids.